Molecule: messenger RNA, 3704 nt
Organism: Patella vulgata (common limpet)
Lineage: Eukaryota; Metazoa; Mollusca; Gastropoda; Patellidae
Exons: 14
Coding region: 41-1981 (646 amino acids)
Source: RefSeq, a predicted model, not a curated record
AUCUAAUUGACCUAAAAAGACGCCAUAUUUGAAAGGUAAAAUGGCGGUGGCAGGCCAUAGGAAGACCAUGUAUACUUUAUUUAUUUUAAUUCUUUGGGUUCAUAAUUCAGAACAAGCCUGUCAAAUACCAAAAGAAUAUGGUGGUGAUUGGUACUCCAUGGAAACUGGUGUGGAUACCCUUACUCUAGUAGAUGAAUCUAAAUUUGGUAAUUUAGAGUGUAUUGAAAGAUUCACUCAUAAAAAUGAGUACAAUGUUGAUGGUGUUAAUUCAACUAUGUUGAUGAAGGUUAAAGAAGGAGAAGGUAACUCCAAAUGUUUUCACUGUGUUGAUGUUUUGUGGAGAACUAUAAACAUUUUACAAUAUAGAAAGAGUGAUUGUUUUACAAAUAACGGAGGUAUUAAUAUGUGUAGAGGAAAAGACAAACUUCCCGGUGUUGAUCAACUCGCUACUUUAUUCAGACAAACUAUUCAAACAGUGAAUUGUAUUUCAACGUUUGAAGGUGUUUAUCAGUUCACAUAUGAAGUAAAUACAGGAGGUGGUGGUAUCUGUAAUAGUGAAGAGAGUACUCUCGAAGCUUGUCAAGAUCCUGGUUCAGAAUACGUAGAUAACGAAGUAUUUCUCAUGAACUAUGGUAAAUGUCCCGACGUCCAGACAUCCAAGAAACAGAAAAUAAGAUACCAGUGUAUGGGAAGUUGGUUUGCUAUGGUUGGUUCAACUGGUUACACCUAUGCUGCUAUUGCUGAUACAGUAGAAAAGGACCGAAGAGAAAGAUUUAAAUGUUUGUUGACAUUGAAAAAUCAAAAAUCACCUGAUAACAGUAUUCGUUGGGUGAUGUCAAGAUUUGCUGAUUGCAGUAAAUUAAACAGUUUGUACAAUGGUCCAGUCAGAUUGGUUCUACGACUGAUUCCACCAUUGUCUAAAUACACGACACCACAAUGUAACUUGCCACGUAAUAUAUCAGGAUCAUGGUUCACGCAGGGUUUACAGUUCCGUUCAGAUGUAACACUCAAUGAGACUCAUAUCUAUUACUUUACACAGAAGAAUCAGUUUGAAUAUGAAGAGACAUACUUGUCAUGUCAGCAAACCCUCGGAACAAGAUAUCUCAUGACUAAAGUCAUAGUGGGAAAAUGUGAGGUAGAUUUUGUGUGUUAUGACAUUUUACCUAGACAUCAUGGAAUUGUUCGAUACAGAGUCGGGAAACCAUCUCGUUUAACGGGAGAUGAAAUUGCAGAUACAGAUUACCUUGAGAAAAAGUUCCGUGAAGCUUGCAGCUGGGUAUCCUUCAGUUUUAAUCGAGAUGAUACUCACUGGAAAUACGAGGUUCUCAUCUUAAAUCCACCAUCCCCUAUUCCGUGCCCAAUUGCUGGUCGAUAUGGUUUUAAUCAGAAGGUUAGUUUUGAAAAUGAGAAAUAUGAAACGAGAAUUCGUGGUGUGACAGAUAGACCUCGUGUUCAGGUUGAUUGUCGAAUCCAAGUGUCCGAGUUCAAGUCAUGCAGUCAAGAUAAGUCGAAGAUUGAAAUUGAUGCCGAGUACUGUGAAUCUGUAGAUUAUCGUGGACGUCCUGUUGGAGAAUACGAUGACUCUGAUCAUAUUCUAACAUGUGUUGGUUACUGGAUGGAAGACAUGAAAUCUUUUCUAAUAACUUAUGAUGAAGAAGAUGCUAUAUCAGCUUUCAGAUGUUGGGUAUAUGAACGAUCAAGUUGGACUGAUAUAGUGAUGUCCCGAGCUCAAACUGCCAGAUGUCCACGGAAUCAGGAUGCCAAAAGUUUUGAUGUAGUAGGAACCGGUCUGAGAAUGGAACUCUUUGAAAAUGAAAGACUAUUUGACGAUUGUCCACAAAGAUUUGACCCAGGUAUCGACCCAUAUCGUAAACCUAUGGUUAUUUACGUACUGAGUUCUGCAAACUCCCUGUUAAGUUUCACAGCUAUAUUAACUACAAGUUUGCUGACAAUAUUUUUAGUGCUAGAUUCUAUUUGUUAGAAUUUUAAAUAUUUAGCUGUUUAUGAAAUGUUGGGUCAUCCCAACUAAUAUCAACAUGUUUUAAACCCAUGCAGGAUAAUUUUUUACUUGGUAACAUUACCAGAAUUGUAUAUUUGGUAACAUUACCAGAAUUAUUUACUUGGUAACAUUACUUGUAUUGUUUACUUGAAAACCUGUAUUGUCUACUUGAUAACAUUACCUGUAUUGUAUACUUGAUAGCAUUUGUCUACUUGAUAACAUUACCUGUAUUCUCUACUUGAUAACAUUACCUGUAUUCUCUACUUGAUAACAUUACCUGUAUUGUCUACUUGAUAACAUUACCUGUAUUUUUUACUUGAUAACAUUACCUGUAUUGUCUACUUGAUAACAUUACCUGUAUUGUCUACUUGAUAAUAUUACCUGUAUUGUCUACUUGAUAAGAUUUCCGGAAUUGUUUACUUCAUAAUAUUUCUGGAAUUGUUUACUUAUAAUAUUUCCAGAAUUGUUUAUUUUAUAACAUUUCCAGUUUACUUCAGAACUUUAUCUGAAUUGAUAACAUUAUCUGUAUGUGUUUAAAACAUGGUAGAACAAACUAUAAGUUCUUCAAUCAAAUGUCUAGUUUAGAAUUGCAUAAAUUAUGUUUGAUAUUGAGUAUAGAUUUUAUAAAUACCCGAUACCAAGAAAAUCGAAACCAAAAUCAGGUUUCUUUAUCAAGUUAAUAACAUUACAAAAUGAUGUAUAUAUUUACAAAUUAAUAUUAUAAAAGAUAUGUAUAUUUUGUGGAUAUAAACAAAUAAUUGUAUGUUUCUUUUUCUCUCUUACAUAUUCAUUUCCUUACUAUUACAUGCACAAAAUGUAUAUCAUAUUUUAUUUUUAAAAAAUACCUUGGAUUUUGACAGGAUGGGGAAAGGGGAGCUUUUUGUGAACCCUUAUAUGUUUGUCAAUAUUGCUAAUUUUGCAUAUAUACUGUAUAUGUAAGUUCCUCUUCAUCAGCAAAAUCCUAUUUUUCUAGAAAAUUUCUCAAUUUGCCAGGUGUUUCAUUUUUGAAAGGAAUAACACUUAUACAAAGUUGAAAAUCCUGCCUUAUUCCUUAAUUUGUCUACAUUAUUUACGCAUAUCUUGUCAUCAUUAUUUUCAAUAGCAUAAAUUCCCAUAAUAUGAAAAUAUACUAUGUGUAACAUAUACUUGCCUUUAGAUUUAAAAUAAUAUUGUAAAUAUUUUAUACCAUUUGUAAAUAUAUUUCAUUUUAUAGAUUCUAUAAAUUGAGUUUUAUACUUUGAAGUAAGUCAAAUAAAAAUAGAUGAAAAGUUUCAAUGAAAAAUAAAUGCAAUAGAUUAAUUUAAAAUCUUAAAAACCUCUACAAAUGUUGAUUGAGGGAAGAGGAGACUUUUGAUUUAAGAGUUCAACAAAUUCUGAAUCUUGAAAUAUUUUAUUCUGAUAAAUAUGGAAUUGAAAAUAUAUUGAGAAUUGUUUUUCUCCUACAAACAAGACAAGUAACAUUUUUGUUAUUUUAGUAAAAUUUGACCUGAAAUGAUUUGAAAACAGUGAUUUGUGUAAAUUUGGAAUCUGGAAAAUCUAUGAUGCGAUAGAUAUUUAACUGUCUAUCAAAUUUCUUGAUCUGUUAAAAACCAAUAAAUGUUGUAAAUAUUUUGUUAAUUUGUCAUUAAUAACAUUUUAUAUUAAUCAUCUAUUUCAUUAUAUUUUUUAAUAAAUUUUAUUGUAAUAAAUUUUUUUUUUACCAAAA